AUGUCACUCGCCUCUGCUGUCAAUGAAAUGCAGCAGGAUCUGCAGCUGCAAACUCUAGCUCGAUCUUUCGAAGCUCUCCUGCUUACCAUUCAACACCUAGGCUGCAAGGAAAGAGAUCUGCAUCGGAGGCUGAAAUAUGCACAUGAUGAGUACCUCAAGUUAGCAGAUCAACUUCCUAAUGAAACCAAUACACACACCAAGAUUGUCGCGGAGAAGAUACUUGGUCGACAUCCCGAAUACGAAGCCCUUCAUAACCAAUCCCUAAAUCCCCUGGAUGUAAUCAAGGCACUUUCAGACUCUGGAAACGUAGGAAGCGAGGCACUUACUGCCAUAAAGGAAGGACUGGAAUGCUGCAGAUCAAUAAACCGCCCCGACAAUGAUAAGCAGCUUCCCGAGCUCAGUUCAUGUUAUGUUGCGACCAGAGCUGGCGUACCAGGCAACCUAGAAAAAGACUUCACCACCAAGGGCACGCAGGGAAGUUUGCGUUGUCCCUUUUCGAAGCCUAACAAUAAGCCCUCUGAAAAUGGGGAGUCCAACGGGAUUGAGGAUGCCUUUGCUGCCCAGAACGGUGAUACGUGCGGGCACGAGGACCUCGAUCCCAUUAAAGCUGAACAGAAUGAUAGACGCUCUAGUUUAACGACAUCCGCAAAGUCGAGUUCAACCAGGUGCCCUGUUUCUAGGUGUCCAAUCCGAUUCAUGGACAAGCAUAGUCCUGAGGAAAUUGCCGACUAUGUCGAGAGACACAAACACGAGAUCCCGCGCAGCCAUGCAAUAUGCGUUCAACGUUACCAGAAAGAUUCUCAAACGAUGCGGCAACUUGACGCAAAGUAUGGUAAUCUUAUCAAUAUGAUCCAAGGCUUGUCAGUCAAACAUCAAGCGUUCCUGCCAGGCCAUAGCCAGGACGGCACGGCAGCAUCCAGUUCAUCUGCUGAACGGGUUGAAAAAUGGGCAGAAGAUGUUGGGAUGAAAUCGCCUGAGCAAGAAUCACCAAACUCUGCCCAUGAACAAGAAGCAACAGGCGCCGACGAUGAUGAGAGAAAAGGACACUUUGACCGUCCUUUGCGCGAGGUGCGUGUUGGUGAGUCCCCAAGCAGGCCUUGGGGAAUACCGGUUCCAGUUUCCCAACCUUCUUUCACAUCUGCCAUACACUCGCCGCCUACUCCGCCCUCAGACUCUGCCAAACAGGCAUUGAAAGAACCAUCUGACCUUCCUGCACCUGCGGACCCUGCCAAAAUUUCGUCUUCUGGCAUGAGAACUGGCCGUUGUCCUUUCGGUCAUGAUGCUCCCAAAGCGAACGACCCAAGGCACGAUCUGGAAAUUGAAACCGCCCAUAACGAAGCAAGCAAGAGCGAAGCGCCAGACACACCUCGGCCCCCUCACGAAGACAGUGCGGAGGGUUAUUUCCAUACUGGCCAAACCAACCCAACCUCGUCCGCAAAAGUGGUCUUCAAUGGACCGGUUUUCUUCGGGUUCUCACCGGAGCAAACAGCAUCGUUUCUGCACAAAUUGGGCAAUACAGUGCCAGGCAAGCCAUUAUAA
This is a messenger RNA of Aspergillus pseudoviridinutans, 1539 nucleotides long. RefSeq lists its product as uncharacterized. The record is from RefSeq and is a predicted model, not a curated record. The coding region runs from base 1 to 1539 and encodes 512 amino acids. The transcript has 2 exons. Lineage: Eukaryota; Fungi; Ascomycota; Eurotiomycetes; Eurotiales; Aspergillaceae.